This is a messenger RNA of Periconia digitata, 1125 nucleotides long. NCBI's taxonomy places the organism in Eukaryota, Fungi, Ascomycota, Dothideomycetes, Pleosporales, Periconiaceae. The record is from the annotation of a GenBank genome assembly.
UGCUUUGCUGGUUCGGAGCCGACGUCAUUGUUGACGUUGCCCCAUUCGGAGGCGUCCGAGCAGUGCCCUCAUUGGCCAUCCGCAACCAUAAAAGCUAUUCACCUGUGCCAUAUUCUCCAAUCUCCAAUACACCACGGACCCCGCAAUUCCUCAUUCUCCAUGUCGGCCGGUUACUUUCCAAAACGUGAAACAUUGUCGCUCAAAGACCUUUUCAAAGGUCUCGCCACAGCCAGCCAUGUAUUACAUUACCAUGGUGUUCUCGAUGCAUAUGGCCAUGUAUCAGUGAGAAGUCCCGAUAAUCCGGCUACCUUCUGGAUGCCGCGAAAUGUGCCUCCAGCACUGAUUAGCAGCCCCAACGACUUCGUCGAGUACAAAAUCGAGGAUGCAAGUGCAGUCGAGACAAACGCUGCAAAAGGCUACGUAGAACGAUAUAUUCACAGUGAAAUUUACAAGAAGUUUCCAGAUAUCAACAGUGUCGUUCAUAGUCACUCGGAGCAUGUUCUACCCUACGCUGUCAGUGGUGUGCCUUUAAAGCCUACAAUUCACAUGGCCGGCUUUUUGGGCACCACGGUACCCAUCUGGAAUAUCUCCUCUGCCUACUCCUCGGGAUCACUUCAAGAUGUGCUUGUUCGCGACGUCCCAUUGGGGGCUUCAUUUGCUUCGACUUUCAAACCAGCCACUUCUACUGGUUUCAUCUACUCCAAAGUCCGCUCUGCUCUGCCAUCGCAGAUUGGUGGCUCUCAAGAGCCUGACAACAAACCCAACCAUAGCGUUUCGUUGAUGCAGAACCAUGGCUUCACCACCGUUGCCUACGGGAUCGAAGAAGCAGUAUAUCAGGCCAUCUACACCCAGGAAGCCGCCAAAGCACAGACUUCAUCACUUGUACUUCGCAAUGCAUAUGUCGGGCAUGUUCUUGAGGGCAAAGUGGACGUCGAAGGUGGAGGCAAAUUCAAGUCCGCAAAAGUCAAAGCUGAAGGCGGAAUCGCAUACCUGACCGAUCAAGAGGCUCACGAUACGUGGAAGUCAAUCCAGACUACCAUAGAGCGGCCAUGGGAACUGUGGCAAAGAGAAGUCGAAGUCCACCCUCUGUAUCGCUAUGAUUCCAGUGGGACUGACUACGACUGA